Messenger RNA from Amoebophrya sp. A120, 2365 nucleotides. Lineage: Eukaryota; Dinophyceae; Syndiniales; Amoebophryaceae. The record is from the annotation of a GenBank genome assembly.
AUGGCCGCGCCGGCAGUUGCGGGUGUGAGAGAGGACGGCAGAACAGGCAUUCCGGGUCAACCGUGCAAGGUGGCUGCCGGAGCCACAAAGCUCAAGGAGUGCCCGCGCGACUGCCGCGGCGAGUUUGUCCUAAUCCAGCCCGACGGGUGUCAAGACAUUCACGGAAAUUCCGUGAAUACGGGGCAGCGCGUCGCCUCGCAUGAAUACCGCAUCACCCAGACUGCGCUGCGGGGCGGCACGGAUUGCCCGUACACCGAGGGGGAGGUCCAGACCAAAACGUGCCCCGUUGACUGCGUGCAAACCUGGGUACCGGAGGAGAACGCACGGCGCGCGAGGAACGACGGCCAGGAUGUCGUGACUGAGAGGCUUGUGGAGCAGGCCCACCCAAAACCAGGCUCGGACGGUGCGCCAGGUGCAGACUGCUUGGAAACAAUCACACAGCGAGCCGAAAAGUGCCCCACGGAUUGCAUCGGGGAGUGGCGGAGAACUGCUGAAGCGUGUGAUCCCGGGGCAAUAAAUUGGGUGGAGCAAAUCGUGAGCCACCGCUACGCGAUCACCAGGCCGGCCGCAGCCGGCUAUCCCAACAGCACACCCGGCGAAAAGUGUAAAGACGCGGACUGCGCAAAUCCCAUUGAUUGUCAAGAAAAUGAGGGAAAGAUGGAAUCGUGUCCGCGUGACUGCCGUGGCACUUGGGACUACGCGACCGACGCGUUGCUGAAAGAGCAGUGCACCGGCCAGGGCGAGGAACUUACACGGACGUUUACCAUCCAAACGCCGAAACUGCUCACCGGCCAGGAGUGCGCGGACAAGGGAAAAACGGCGACGAUCGUCUGUCCGAAGGAUUGUGUCGGCGCUUGGGAUUAUGACGACGAGGCGGCAUUGGUGGCCGCGAAAUGCACUGAGCAAAAUGCCGGGCAGGAGGUGCAUCGGACGUUUACCAUCAGCGAGGAAGCAGAGAAUGGCGGAGAAAGUUGCGCCCACGUAAAAAACGCGAGGGUUUUUGCGUACUGCCCGACCGACUGCAUUGGGGCCUGGGAUUACAAUUCCACGGAAGAUCUUUUGGAAAACCGCUGCACCGGGCGGGGGGAAACCCUUGCGCGGACGUUUUUCGUUUCCCAGACCGAGGAACACGGGGGAAAAACCUGUUUGUUUGCGCACAACCACACCGAAGCGAACAACACCGUGACCUGCCCGACCGAUUGCGUUGGCGCGUGGAACGCCACGGUUUCCGGGUUAUGUGCUGGCGAGUCGGAUGGGACGGAAAAAACCCGGGUCUACGUGCAGACAGUCGCCGCCGCGAAUAACGGGACUGCCUGCCCGGCCGCGGCGAACGCGACCGAAGCGAUCAUUUGCGGCAGUGCAAGACGAACUUCUUCUAGUUCUACCCCGUCCCGGCUAGAACAAACUGGCGACUCGUCCAAAGAAGACGUGGACCCUGGCGCACCGCAGAAGGAAGAUGAGGCGGGAAUGCUUGGCACUAGUACAGAACGCCAGCUUCUCGGCUAUGGAUUGCAAAUUUGUCUGGGAGGUCUGGAAGAGUGAAACUUGCAAUGGUGUCUGCGGAUUCUAAAAAUUAUUGCUGUGUUGCAUGAGCAGCAAGGAAGAGGACUCAGUUCUUGGCACGCGGAGAGGGCCGCGUUUCUCAUGCGUAAUUAGCAUCAAGAGGCUCUCAAAAAAUCUGUGUUGCUAGCACCAGCAUCACAGACCUCACGGAUCAUGCAAAAUGUGCAUGACAAGCCUCGACUCUUCCAGAUCCAGACACUGUUGCAGUUGAUAUCGUUUCGUCUGUCACAAAUGUGCGAAAAAUGCCCAAUCCAAGGGAACUGGACCUCGACCUUGACGUCGAACCGCCCUUAUGCAAUGUAAAUUUCCCGUACAGGUACAAAAUGCAUGACAAAUUUCGCUAACUUGCAGUGUCCAACUUGUCAUGCUAGACUAGGACUGAAGGCAAGUUUUUUCUCUCGCCCCUUAGCCCAAAGGGGUACGUCGUCUCUUCCGUGAGAACAAAAACUUAUGGCGUAAAAUGGGUCGGGUCCUGGAUCGUUCUGUAUGUUGGGCUGUCGCGCUCGGCUAGCUGGCCGGGCUGUGUUGAUCAGGUGUGGUGGGUAGCUCCCGACUGGUUGGCACUUUUAUUGGGGCGACUUGCCGUGGUAGCGCUCGGCUUUUGUAUGUUGAGGUCGCCGAAAGUGCUUCCUCGCCCACCCCCCGGGGAGGGGAUCCUUGACCUGUGGCGCUGGGAGCGGGUGUCCACUACAUGAUGAUGAUGAUGAUGCAGAGACUGCGUUUGUACGUGUACAGGAAAUUUCCUGUGGAUAGCCCUUGCUGUGCUGCUAAGAACAAUACCAACUGCACACGACAUUCACGA